Molecule: messenger RNA, 6810 nt
Organism: Patiria miniata (bat star)
Lineage: Eukaryota; Metazoa; Echinodermata; Asteroidea; Valvatida; Asterinidae
Product: rho guanine nucleotide exchange factor 11-like
Exons: 41
Coding region: 427-6402 (1991 amino acids)
Biological process (GO): G protein-coupled receptor signaling pathway
Cellular component (GO): cytoplasm
Molecular function (GO): G protein-coupled receptor binding; guanyl-nucleotide exchange factor activity
Source: RefSeq, a predicted model, not a curated record
AUAUUAACUUUUAAUGGUACUUUCAUGUUGAAUGUAACUUAAAUGUCAGAAAAUGCAGUUUCUGUAAGAAAUUUAGCUAAAGUAUGAACGUUUUCGUUUGGGUCAAGCUGAAUUUAGGGGUUUCGCACUUCAUUUUUGUUAGUGUAGUUGGAAACCAUUUCGGAGUAAAAAGGUUUAAUGCCAGAAGUCUGCGAUGGGACAGUGGCGAAAACUUUGAUAUAUUUUGACGAAAUUUGCCGAUUUUUUGACUGAUAACUUCAACGAGAAUGCCAGUUCUGCACGUAGGUGCUGAUGCAGGAUAUCACUGAAAGUCGCCAGUGUCGCUGAAACGAUUGUCACUACCAAAUUCAUUAAUUUUCGGAGUGUUAUUGCGCACGGUUAUCUGCUCGUGUUUCCCCCAGGGUUAGGGGACCAAUCUACAGAUCCAUGGAAACUUUCCAAGAUCAGUACGGUCCCCAACUGAUUCAGCGAUGUGUGAUUGUGCAGAAAGAUGAGAGGGGUUACGGCCUGACUGUGAGUGGAGACAAUCCCGUCUUCAUUCAAAGCGUCAAAGAUGAUGGCGCCGCAUUCAGAGCCGGGGUCCAGAAAGGGGAUCGGAUAAUCAAGGUGAAUGGGACUCUAGUCACGUCUUGCAAUCACCUUGAAGUUGUGAAACUCAUCCGAUCGGCAUCUUACGCAGCGUUAACAUUGCUUGGCCUGCCGCCAGGAAUGAAGAACCAAUCACCGUUAUCGCCUCCUCAUCAGGGCAACGCAACGGCCAAACCAAACCAACGACGUGAAGUCACACGACCUGUAGCAGUGACGCCGGAGAAAGAUGCAGAGUUGAAGAAUGAGCGAAUGCAGACGUUGAAGGAAAUGUUAGAACAGGAAAAGGAACUAUAUCAGAGAAUGAAAUCCGUGUAUGAUGUUAAUCCAACGGAGAAACUCUUCAGAGAACUGAGUGGAAUCACAACCAGGAUAAAGGUCAUGGAAAGUCAGCUCACCCGGGCCGCUAGUAUGCAAGCCAAGGUCCAGACAACAGAUCCUCGCGAGGUUCAAAGCUCCGCAGACCAAGAAGUGGAAAACAAAAACAGGAACGCACAGCAAAAUAAUCAUAAAGAAAAGCGUAAAUCAGAAACUAGAUCUUGGUUACCUCAUGGCAUCAUUCACGCGAGGCAAAGAUCAAGCCCGGAGACUCUGGGUGUCAUGAGUGAAAUCCAACCCGGCACCAAUCUAAAGAGGAACAACUCGGAUGCACAGUCUAAAGAGACUGCUGCCAGGAAGAAACAUGUGCGGGGUAUGGGAGCCGCAGAGUCUGAAAUCAGACGCAAACGCUCCGAUAACAUCGAGCAGUUAGGACGGAGUCAAUCUUUACCCGCCGAGCCCGGCGGAGCUGACAGCGACAUGGCCGACAGUUCUCCCAACUCUACACCACCGGCGAAGCGAAGAACUGACACCGACUCAAGCCUUGAGAAUCAGGAAGGGGGAUCAGUGGUCAGUAUGACGACUAAGCCGCAUCGUGAUGGUACCGUGGUCCCCCCGAGCCAACCCUUCAAGAUUGCCACCGUCGGCACAGUGGAACCAUUAACCUCCGAAGUCCUCACGAACAUGCAGGCGCCUCAAGUCCAAAUCAUGUCUAUGGAAGACGACGAUUUCCAAUCUGAUAAUGAAACGCACAAGAGGGAUUCUGCAUGUUCUGUGAGCCAACCCAAGUUUGAAACAUUACAAGAAAGCAUGUCUGACCAUCCGCAUGGAAACAUCCAAUCCUUUGAGGAUCACGGUCCGUUUAUUAAGCUGGAACAGCUUGAGAAGAAACCAGCACACAUGUCCAUCUUCCUGCAUUAUCUCAUCUCUAAUAGUGAUCCUUCCAGUUUGUUUUUCUACCUGGUGACGGACAAUUACCGAACCGGAAGCCUGAAAGAAAUGAAGAAAUGGGUCUAUGAGAUCUUCUCCACCUUCCUAGCUCCGUUAGCGCCUCUGAGAAUACAAGUGAACGAUGGGAUCGUCCAGUCUAUAGAAACCACCAUGAGCACUCAGUUGCAGAACGAGGAGGCCAUGAAGAGCAUCUUCCUGGCAGCGCGACAGAGCGCCACCGCAGAGAUCCGAGAACUCCUGGCAGACUUUCGGGCCAAGCGGGCGCUCGGGCUGGGCUCGAUCUUCGGCGACCAGCAGCUUCACAACGAGGACAUGGACCGGACGCAAGAACUGAAGAUCGUGGAGCAGACGCUGAUGCCACAUUUGGACAGACUGACCACUUUGGAAGCAGAGCGAGAAGACAAGAACGUCGCCAUGGCAUUUGCCAUCACCACCUUCAUGAAGCAGGUCGGCGUUCGUGUCACCAGCAACAGCCCCCUGGAAAGAUGCCCCAGCUUCACGGCCCGAGACAAACGGACGAAAUGGGGAGGCAAGAACAAGAAACAACACAUCAAGGGACACCAGUUUGUUGAGAUGCACUACCAGUCGACGGUAUUCUGCAAUCACUGCAACGGCUUGCUGUGGGGGAUCGGUUUUCAAGGGUACCAGUGUCAAAACUGCGAGUUCAACGUGCAUAAGACGGGUCUGUGCCUAGACCAACUUGAGGAUCCGUGCCAAGGCAAAGAGGGCAAGAAGUCCAAGAACUGGAGGCGGAUGAUCCCUGGCGGUCAGCGACGGACGUCCGACAGAAUGAGUCAGUACCUUCCCCCAGUCUUCUUCGCAGGUGAUAGGAAGGAUGAUAGUGAGAAGACAGCCACAUCUCCCAGUGCAGCCAUCAGCCCUCUACCGAUUCCACCCAUCAGGCCAGGGCUAGGCGAAGAUGAAGAAAUCACCCAACUGAAGAAGGAAGUCAACGUUGACAGUCUGGUCAAACAGUUUGAAGUCAAGACAGACGACCCUCUCGUCGGUUCCCACUCCUCGCAAACUGACAGCGGGAUCUCAGAGAGCUAUGAUAGGCUGCAGGACGUAACGGAGGGAGAGACCACUGCAACCAAACGCUCCUUCCUCAACAGAUCGGCAAGCCUCAAAACAAAGGGCGAGGAGAAGAGAGAACGAAGACCGCCCGGCGAUCGUCGAUCAAGAAGUGUGCUUGUUUCAUCCUCCAACGAUCGUACCUCAUCGCAAUCGACUGAUGACGUUGACAUGGAUGGACACAGCGUGGUGACUGCUCUCACCAAUACAGCACAUGACAGUUCAUCAUCAAGCUUAUCAACGAGAAGUCAGGAUUCUCAGUCUGCAUCCAAUGAUUCCUUAUCCUGUCGUCCCAAUGAGGAAGACCAGGCUGAGGAUUCGGACAUGGAGGCUGAGGCUGAGCCAUCCAACUGGCAGGACUUUGUGGAUAAAGACAUCGUUAAGCGCCUCAAGCCGAAGGAAGUCAAGAGGCAGGAAGUUAUCAAUGAGUUAUUCCACACGGAGAGGUCGCACGUUCGCAAUCUGAAGGUUCUUGACAGGGUUUUUUAUCGGCCGAUGCUACGAGAGCAGGUUCUCUCCAAGGAGCUGAUUCACGCCAUCUUCCCUAAUCUCAACGAGAUGCUGGAACUCCAUGGGCCACUCAACGAGUACAUGAAGAAGGAACGCAAGACGUCGCAUGUCAUUCAACAAGUCGGGCACGUCCUCCUGAAAACAUUUGACGGUGAGGCAGGGGAAACUGCUAAGCGGAUUUGCGCCACGUUCUGCCAGAACCAAAAAGCUGCUCUGGAGAUGCUGAAGCACAGACAGAAGAAAGACAGCCGCUUAGCGCAGUUCCUAACAGAUGCUGAGGCCAAUUCGUUAUGUCGGCGUCUACCCUUACAAGCCAUCAUAUCAACUGGAAUGCAGAGACUAACCAAGUACCCGUUACUCAUCGAGAACCUCUUGAAAUAUACACCAGCCAAGUCAAAGGAGUAUGAAGUCCUGGGUAAAUGUUCACAGUGCACCAAGAAGCUACUGGCACAUGUCAACCAGGCAGUCAAGGAAUGUGAGAACCAUCAACGAUUGGUAGAUAUCAACCGACACUUAGAUAAGGGUCCGUUUGAGCGCUCCAACCACCCCAUCGCUGCUGAAUACAAGAGUCUGGACUUAACAUCACGGAAACUUCUUCACGAUGGCGCCCUGACGUGGAAACUCAGCAAAACCAAAACACUCGAUAUUUACGCGCUUCUGUUUUCGGACAUCCUAGUAGUGCUUCAGAAGCAGGACGAUCGCUACGUCAUGAAAUGUCACAGCACUACGGUACCCACGCAGCUGGAGGAGAAGAAGAACACGCACAGUCCCAUCAUUAAGAUCAAUAGUGUGCUGUGUCGUGAAGUGGCAACGAAUAAGAGAGCCUUCUUUCUCGUGAGCACGUCCAACGCUGGGCCGCAAAUCUACGAGCUCACCACCAUCUCGACCUCUGAGCGCCAAGCGUGGAUGGACAUGAUCUUAAGAACUCAGGAAAUGAUCAGAAAGAACGGCAAAACGGGCGAGCCUGGUGCGGCCAGCAGCACGGUCUCCAACAGCUACUUCAAGAUCAUCGAAGAGGAUUCGGAAGAUAUCGCUGGCAAACCUGAUUCGGGAGAAGGUGCGGCUAAGCAUAUGGAAGCCGGGCCGUCCAGCAUAGAGAUCAACCACCCACCGCAAGUCAGUCAACCGGAGGUGGUUAUACAAGGAUCUAUGGUCACAGAUGAACCAAGACAGGAGUCACCAUUAGAAGCCUCGUCAACUAUGGCCAAAUUGCUACAAGAGGACAUGUCAAGUGAUGCUCGUGCAACAGACAAGGCCUAUAUGAUCAGUGCGCUAAGCACACAUCUGUCUGUUCUACAAAAAGCCAAUUACGAGAAGCGAGACAGCAAGCGAGAGGAGCUGAUAGACAAAGCCACCACACAGAUCCAGACACUCAGUAAAAGCCUGCAGGGUGACUUUACUCGGAUCGAGUCAGAGCUGCAACAGAAGACGCAGGAACUAACGCGUGCCCAGCAAGCGUUACUGGAGCAGUCGCAAAACCAACUAGAAGAACAGAGGCAACUUGAGCAACGUCAACAAGAGCAGCGCCAAUCUGGACCAGAGUCGUUCUACAUACGCUCACCCAAUGCCCUCCGGACAGAAACAUCGGACGAGAUUGCAGCGAGGAAGAAAGCCAAUAGGAUAUCAUCAUCGGCAGAUUCCGGCGGCAGCACGACAGAUUCUGAAGAAUCGGGAGCUGUGGAAUCGUCCGAGCCUGAGGAAGCGUAUACGCCAAAAGAACGGCCGAGUAGUUUAGUCAUGGAAAGCGAGGAAGGGGACCAGUUAAUGAAUGUUGGUGCGCAGUACCAACGAGCGGAACCGCAGGAAGCGGUCGCGAUCGUGAACGAGGGACUGGUGAAUCUCCAACGCGCUCAAGUUCGGAAAGUCACCGACGUGGACAGUGCCGAAGUUGACCACAUCAUGGAAAGACUUCAUAUUAAGAGAGCUUCCGUGAACGGAAUCAAGGAUCGGACUGGCCCCGGCGAGAACUUGAGAUCAGUAACAGACUCGGAAGACAUGGAAGAAAUGACUGAAUCGGCUCAGGAGCUGUCCAUCGGGAACGUCGCCCUCGCCGAGGAAAACUGGGGCACUCCACCAAAGGAAUUAGAAGCGCUUGAAAACCAAGCAGUUGAGGUUGGCAUGGCAACCAGACUUGACGAUCUCCUUAACGAGGACAGCGAUAGUGAUCAGGAAACAGUUGUCGCUAGUGGGAGUUUUAAAACGGAACAGCUGGAACACGACGCCGAUUUGAUAAACACCAGUCCUGAAAUCACCCAAUCGCAGGAUGCAUUCUCGUCAUCAGAAAGCGACCCUAAUGCAAUAUCCACGCCAAGUGCUGAAAAGUCGCGAAAUGAAAACGGCGGAACAGAUUCAACGUCGAAUCAAAUCCCAUCGACUAACCAGGACUGCGUGAUUGACAGCUCCCAAUCGGAGACAAACUUCGCAAACUUGUCACAAACUUCAAAAGCACAGUCCCCUAAAUUGCCUAACGAAGCAGACACUACUACACUGCCCUCACUAGGCGAACCUAGUGGCGUAAACAGCCAACCAACAAGCCUUAUAGCAACUACAGACUCAGAAACUGAAAAAACAAGGCAGGAAGAAGGACACGUUAGUUUACAAGGGGAUGAUGCAAAAAAUAGUGGAGCGGAAGUUGGUGAGCAAGAUGUAGCAACUGCGGAAACGAACCAAGUUGUGGAUGUUAGUGAGGCUGGUGGUGAAAAUGAGAAACACAGCGACGAAGACGUUGAGGAGAUCAGCCAAGAAGGUGGUGAAAAGGAUGAACAUGUGAGUGGUGAUGGUGAAAGUGGUGAAAGUGAUAAUGAUGAUGAAGAUGAUGGAAAUGAUAGUGAUGAAGAAGAUAAUGGUGAAGACGAUGAUCGAGGAAACGAGGGUGAAAGUCGUGGUGUUGGUGAGAUUCCUGAAGUUGAUGGUGGUGAUUAUGAUGAUGAUGAUGAUGAUAGUGGUGAUUACGAAACAAUCAAGUAGUGUACAAGUCACAAUUGUCGCCGCCAUGCCAACACUGAGAAAUCUUCCAGGAUGGCCAAAGAAACAUCAGCAGACUCCUUAGUGCUUCGUUCCAAGCUUCCAUGCAAGCAGCGAUGUUGUUGGUCCAAUCUGUAUCACCAUAGCAACCUCAUCAGUGAUUGCUUCGUUACUUAGUGACACAUCAUCCAUAAUUGAAACACUUUAUGCCAGAUGUUACCAAUCGGUUACGUAAAAAGCUAAGUAGAUGGGGAAAAAAUUAAUCCUGUUCUGUGUUAAGGAUGGUAUAGAACAGUGAAAAAAGUUUUGAUAAUUACACACCGAGAGAAAUAAAACAGAUUGUGAAUUUGGUGAUGAAAUCCUGUUUCCUGUGUAUAAAUACUGCGAAUAAAAUCUAAGUACUUAAAAGAA